GUCCAGCUGGGAAAGAUGCGGAGCGCGCGGAGGUGGGGUCUGGGGCGGGGCCACGCGACCUCGGGGCGAGGCCUUCCAGUCACGUGGGCACCGGCCUCCUGCGCGCCGCGGCCUGCGGGCUACCUAGGGUUGGACGCUCGGUGGCAAUGGGAUCUUGUACGCAGAAGAUUCAGAGCUGCCUGGCGGCCGGCCUGCUGCAGAACCAAGUGGCGGUGGUCACCGGCGGAGCCACGGGCAUCGGAAAGGCCAUCGCCAAGGAACUCCUGCACCUCGGGUGUAAUGUGGUUAUUGCUUCCCGGAAGCUUGACAGACUAAACUCUACUGUAAAUGAACUGAGAGCCACCUUGUCGUCCUCCAGCCAGGCCCAGAUCAGUGCCAUACAGUGCAACAUCCGGAACGAAAAUGAGGUGAAUAAUUUGGUCAAAUCUACCUUAGCUUUGCAUGGUAAGAUCAAUUUCUUGGUAAACAAUGGAGGAGGCCAGUUCCUGUCUCCUGUUGAGCACAUCAGUGCAAAGGGAUGGCAUGCUGUCAUCGAAACCAACCUGACAGGCACUUUCUACAUGUGCAAAGCAGUUUACAAUUCCUGGAUGAAAGAGCAUGGAGGCUCCAUUGUCAACAUCAUUGUCCUCAUUAAUAAUGGAUUUACAUUAGCUGCGCAUAGUGGAGCUGCAAGAGAAGGUGUUUACAACCUCACCAAAUCCAUGGCUUUGGCUUGGGCCAGCAGUGGAGUGAGGAUCAAUUGUGUUGCUCCAGGAACCAUUUAUUCCCAGACUGCUGCUGACAACUAUGGUGAUAUGGGACAAAGCAUGUUUGAAGGUGCCUUUGAGAAUAUCCCAGCUAAACGACUUGGAGUUCCUGAAGAGGUCUCCUCCCUCGUGUGCUUCCUACUGUCCCCUGCUGCUUCCUUCAUCACUGGGCAGUUGGUGAACGUGGAUGGGGGCCAGUCUCUGUACACUCAUUCAUACCACAUACCAGAUCAUGACAACUGGCCUGUGGGAGUCGGAGACUCUUCUAUUGUCAGGAGGAUGAAGGAAUCUUUUAAACAGAAGGCCAACCUCUAAGCCAAGGAAACAACCACCUGUCUUGUUCCUGAGUGCCUUGACAUCUUUGGAAUGUUCUUCUGUGCUUCACAAGAGCUUACAAUUUCUGUGCAGGUCAAAAAUCAUUUUUAAUGUUAUCAGUUAGAUCUAUGCAAAAACUACUCCCCAAAUAAGUGCAGCUUUAUGUCCAAACCAAUAUCUUUUAACUUGUAAUUUUUUUUGUAAAGAGCAGAGAUUAAUGUAUUUAAAUGACUAUUCUUAUUUCCAAGAGAGAUAUUUGAAAAAAUUGAAAUAACUGAAAACUACUAAGGAUCACAGCUGGGUGUGGUGGGACAAGCCUUUAUUCUUAGCACUCAGGAGGUGGAGGCAGGAGAUUAGGAAUUCAAGGUCAUCUGCAUAGCAAGAUCAAAAAUCUCAAAGGGCUUUAUGAUUGAAUUACAAAAAUGGGGACAUUUUGUGGCAUAAUUAUGAUUAUUACAACUAGAGUUAUAUGCUGACUUAUUUUUGGUGGUAGAUACUUUUGGAUCAAUAAAGCUCUAUGGUAAUUAUCAA
Nannospalax galili (Upper Galilee mountains blind mole rat) is the source of this 1592-nucleotide messenger RNA. RefSeq names its product peroxisomal trans-2-enoyl-CoA reductase (gene Pecr). Lineage: Eukaryota; Metazoa; Chordata; Mammalia; Rodentia; Spalacidae. Gene Ontology annotation, molecular function: trans-2-enoyl-CoA reductase (NADPH) activity. Gene Ontology annotation, biological process: phytol metabolic process. The record is from RefSeq and is a predicted model, not a curated record. The transcript has 8 exons. Gene Ontology annotation, cellular component: peroxisome. Bases 147 to 1061 code for a protein of 304 amino acids.